Molecule: messenger RNA, 3556 nt
Organism: Manduca sexta (tobacco hornworm)
Lineage: Eukaryota; Metazoa; Arthropoda; Insecta; Lepidoptera; Sphingidae
Product: protein kinase C-binding protein 1-like
Molecular function (GO): protein binding
Source: RefSeq, a predicted model, not a curated record
AUCGCCAGCAAUGAAGAAGAUAUCGCUGGGAAUGCUGUGCGAACUACUCCAGCACGCUCUGGAGCGGAUGAUGGACGUCAACGGGGUGGAACCUUUCAUGUCGCCCGUCGACCUCGCAGCUUUCCCCGAUUACGACAAGUACGUGGUGCAUCCCAUGGACCUGUCGCUAAUGAAGGCCAACAUCGCCAAGGGGCUGUACGGCAGCACAGAAGCGUUCAUGACGGACGCGCAGUGGAUACUGCACAAUAGCAUCAUUUUUAAUACAUGUAAAGAUCCCACGGAACAGUCAUGCCAAACCUUAUUUGAAGAUAAUGUUACAAAGCUGAGGAAACAUUCUAAUGUGCAAUCUAAGUUGACGGGAGGUGCGCGCGCGCUGGUGCGGUCGUGCCGCGCGGAGAUGGGCGAGAUCGAGGCGUGUCCCGAGUGCUACGCCGCUGCGCACGCGCGCCGCCCCACGUGGUUCACAGACGUGUGCUCCACGCCACACAUACUGCUGUGGGCCAAGCUCAAAGGAUUCCCGCACUGGCCAGCCAAAGGCAUGUCGGUGAGCGCGGCGGGGCUGGUCGAUGUGAGGUUCUUCGGAGCGCACGACCGCGCCUGGGUGCCCGCUAAAGACUGCUUCCUCUACUCCGAGAAGGACCCCAACAACUUCAGAACUAAACGCCAGGAUAUAUUAGAGAGUAUGCAGGAAGCUGAGCAGCACAUACGGAAUAUAUCAAGGAAAUAUGGGAAGUUCGUAUACCCGCCGUUCAAAACACAGUUUGAGCCGAACAAGUUAAAUGAACAACUCAAAAUGAUGAUUCCCACAUUUGAAGGUGAAGUUCGCGUACCGCAAAAACACGACAAAACAUCAAACGGAUCCCCGGCAAUAGCAAAAAAGAAAAGCAGGUCCAACUCGAAAAGUUCCAAGAGUUCAUGUAAUGAUGGUGAUAUCAGCGAGGUAGAAGAUCCAUUGUCAACAUCCCGGAAAGGCGAUAGCGUUGACGGCAAUGAAGAUGAUUUCUCUACUGAAAAGGCUAAAAUCAUGGAAGUAGAUAUUUCUAAAACCAAAGAUAACAAAGAGACUGAAAGUGAAAAACGACGGCGUUCCCAACUUGAAGAAGCAAUUAUCACUAUAUUAGACAACUACACGUUAGAAAAACGUAAACGAAUGGAUGAUGGUAAGACAGAUAAUACUCUAGAACCAAGUAGUAGUAAAGAACCUAAUCCCAAAGAGAAAAAUGCGGAAAUGGCUAAAGAUAAUCCAGUAGAAAAGAUCGAUUCUACAUCAAAAGAUGAGGAAUCGACUAAAAGUAUAGCCAAAGAAAAAUCAGAAAGCCUCGUAGUCGCUCCCCUCAAAAUAAGCUUCGGAGCAAUUAAAAAUGGUAAACAGACAGUCAAGGUAACAAAUGCAAAGGAAAGUCCGAAAGCUACCACUUCCAAUGAUAAGACGCCCAUUAUUGCACUCAGGACGAGUACUCCAAAAGAAGAAAAAGUAAUAACGGCGCAAAAAAUGAAAACAAAAAUAGAUAAAUUAUUUAUCGAUAAGACGAAAGGUGAAAAGGUGAAAUCAGACAAACCGAGAAAUUCUAAAAGCAAUAAAUCUUUAAUUGGUAAUACUACACCAAAAACGGAAACUUCCUUGUCCGAAAAGAAAAACGAAAAGGUAGACGAACCAUCCACUAGUACUAAGGAAAAACCGAGAGAGUUCGUGACAGCAACAAGGAGUAAAACAACAGACACAGGUAAAACUCCCAACGAUAAAAAUAAUUCAACACCAACGAAUUCAAAGUUAGCCAAGGAACGCUUAAAUUUUGACGACGAUACAACCUUAGCGGUGAUAGCACGAGAGAAUAAUAAAACCAGCGUAAUAACUAGCUCGGGCACCGGCCUCCCAACGAUAAGCAGUGUGCGCAGCUUGUCUACUGUCGCCUCGACUUCAAGCACGCCUACCACGAGCUCAAUAUCAAAAAUGAUAGAGGUGACGAUAGAAGGGAAUCCAAAUGCAAGUAUAUUUACGCCGACAAGCACGGACCCCAUACGAACUAUGAAGGAAGCAACCACAAAGCUGCAAAAGUUAAGAGCAGACACUGAACCGUUAGUAGGGAGGGUGGGGGUGAGGGCUUUUGCGAGGAUGACGUCACCGGACAGAAGCAAGAACAACGACGUACAAGUGGAGAUCAAGGCGGAACCCAUCGAUUUGGACGACGCCGACCGACACAUGGAGAAGAUGGAUCUGAUGAACGCGUUCAAACUGCGCCCCGUUAAUCCGCCGUCGAAUUUACGCGAGGUGCGAAUGAAUGAGGUGGUGAUAACGCCAUUGAACAGGCGAACGGCCACCAAAGUGCCAGAAAUUCGGCCGCGGGCUAAAAAGACGUUCCCACAUCCCAAGAAGCCGGAGGACGGGCAGCUGAACGGCAAGAACUCGAUGGUGUACAUCCCCAUACAGCCGCCCGCCACCCAGCCGCCGCGCAUCACCCGCGCCCUCCCCGCGCCCGCCGCCGCCCCCGCCGCCUCCGCCGCCUCCGCCGCCGCCUCGCACCGCGCCGCCGCGCACGCCACCACCACCGGUCAGUGCGGACUUCCUGCUGUGCUUAUACGCACGACAAACAUAGUGAACACGGUGACAAGCCCCCUAGUGCCGGUGAUAACGUCCAUGCCCCCAGCGGCGACCACCACAUCGCAGGUGGUGCAGACAAUCCCCACCAUCGGACAGGUGCCCACCACCGUGCACACCGUCCCGCUAAUGACUUCAGUCAACGGACAGUGGAUGUUCAGUCUACAGCCUGUUAUGUCGGUUGGUGGUGUUGACACGCAAGCGUCGCCGCCGCUGUUGAACGGCGUGGCGGACCGCAGCCUGGUGCCUCCCGCCACUGCAACCCCUGCGCCCGCGCCCGCGCCCGCCCCCGCGCUCCCUCCCCCUGCGCCUGCGCCGCCCGCUGCCGCCGCCACGCUCGCGACCAUCGCACCCAUCGCACCCGUCACACUAACCAACAGGCCAACCACAGAAACUAGCCCACCUAGAGCCCCGAGAUUACAACAACGACCGCAACUGUUGAACCCGCUGGAUUCGAACACGCCGAUUGGUACCGUGCCGCCGCCCUCCUCGGCUGGACCGCUCACUGCCAAACUCAACCAAAAUGCUGUCAAGUUGACAGAUUUCUUCCGCACUCUGCUAGAGGACUCUCUGGAGAAGCUGGACGAGCCGGCGACGCAGCUCACCACGCUGCGGCUACAGCUCGAACAGGCCAAGUGGAGGCACCAGCAGCAGAUCGACGAGCUCAAGCACAAUCACGAGUUAACAUUGGCGGAGAUUCGUGCGGCGUUUGAGAAAGACAAGAUGCGCGCCGUGAACGAGGCGCGCCGGCUCGCGCACGCCGAGCUCGAGGCCGCCGUCAAACAGACCAAGGCCAAGCAGUGGUGCGCGAACUGCAGUCAGGAGGCGCAGUUCUACUGCUGCUGGAACACGUCGUACUGCGACUACCCGUGCCAGCGCGCGCACUGGUCCACGCACUUCAACGUGUGCACGCAGAAAGCUUCGCAGGUCAGUGGCUCCACCUAACGGCAGUUAUCAAUC